GAAGCGGUAUGACGUCACGGAAACGUAUCGACCAAUGGCGUGGAUGGGUUCUGCGCAUGGCUGGUGGAGGCUUGCGAAGGCGAUGGCGCUUGGAACCAGUCCGGGCCUGCCGCGACCAGGUGUGCCAAGCUACCGCCAUCACAAUUUUAAGAGCACACCAUGAGCGGCAACUGAACCAAAACAAAUACAUAUCAAACCAUGCACUGAUAGCUUAACCAAACAAACUAUACUAGGCUAGUUACAAGAGUUUACGUGGGGGGCGCCCCCUGGUGAAAGUGGAGGAGGAAGGCGCGCUGUUGGGGCGGCUGCAGGCGCUGCGGGGGACGGCGUCGCCGGCGCGCGUGGCCAGCUCCAUCCGCGGGUACCUGACCAACAAGGUCGGGUCGCUGCACCUCGGGGACUCAGGUUCCGAAGUCCCGAAGGGUCGCGUCGGAGGCGGGGCCAAUGAUCACUGAGAAACGCAGACACGAGUCGACAGGACGGGGACUCGGGCCCCUCCGAAUAUGGUAACAGAUCCUCGCGACACACAUUGUAUUUAGCCGAACUGUGAGAAACCUUCAAGAUGGCUGAGGGACCGCAAUCGAUAUGGCAAAAGAUCGACAGCACCACCAUCCCCAUGGUCAACCUGGAGGUGAAAGAAGUGCGGGAGAUAAUUUGGGAGAAGACUCAGGAGCCGAGCGCGCAGAGAAAGAUUAUCCUGGUUAUCGUGUCUAUAGCGCUGCUCUUAGACAACAUGUUGUACAUGGUUAUUGUACCGAUCAUCCCCGACUACCUGCGCUACAUCGGCGCGUGGGGCGAGGCGGGCUACGACCACGUCGUCACCCUCGACCCCAUCAUAGAAGGCAACCGCACCAUCAUUCCGACCAAAAUCAUACCGGCGUCGCACGAGGGCCAAGACUCCGCCACAGGCGUGCUCUUCGCUUCAAAAGCGAUCGUUCAGCUCAUGAUCAACCCGUUUUCUGGUGCCUUAAUCGAUCGUAUAGGAUACGAUGUGCCUAUGAUGAUCGGGCUCAUUAUAAUGUUCUUGUCUACGUCGAUAUUCGCGUGCGGUCGGAGCUACAGCAUGCUGUUCUUCGCGAGGAGUCUGCAGGGGGUGGGUUCCGCGUUCGCGGACACGGCAGGUCUGGCGAUGAUUGCCGACAGGUUUACAGAGGAGCAGGAACGGUCUAAGGCCUUGGGUAUCGCUCUCGCUUUCAUCAGCUUCGGAUGUCUCGUCGCUCCACCUUUCGGAGGAGCACUCUAUCAGUUUGCGGGAAAAGAAGUACCAUUUUUAAUCCUGGCUCUGAUUUCACUUCUUGACGGAUUUAUGUUAUUACUUGUGAUGAAGCCGCUCAAAACGCAAAUAAAGGAAGCCAACCAGCCGAAAGUGGCCGGCACACCGAUCUGGAAACUUCUCAUGGACCCAUAUAUCGCCGUCUGCGCCGGCGCGCUGAUGAUGUCUAACGUGGCCUUGGCUUUCCUCGAGCCAACGAUCUCCUUCUGGAUGGAAGAUAACCUCACUAAAGAUAACUGGAAAAUCGGUAUGAUAUGGUUGCCGGCGUUCUUCCCGCACGUGCUCGGUGUGAUUAUAACGGUCAAGAUGGCGAGAAAGUACCCUCAACACCAGUGGUUGAUGGCGGCGGGUGGGUUAGCACUCGAAGGCUUGUGCUGCUUCAUCAUCCCAUUCGCUAGUUCAUACAAGAUGCUGAUGAUCCCAAUCUGCGGAAUAUGCUUUGGAAUAGCGUUGAUUGACACAGCUUUGCUCCCAAUGCUAGGGUACUUAGUGGAUGUGCGCUAUGUUUCCGUAUAUGGAAGUAUUUACGCCAUCGCCGACAUCUCGUACUCGUUCGCGUACGCCGUUGGCCCGAUUAUCGCCGGUGAGGUGGUAGAAGCGAUCGGCUUCACAGCACUCAACCUGUUCAUCGCAUUCAGUAAUCUCAUGUACGCGCCAGUGCUCAUGUACCUGCGGCACAUCUACGACUUCAAGCCGUUCGAGAACGAAGCCAACAUAUUAAUGGCAGACCCGCCCGACAAAGAGUACCAGACGUACAGCCUGCAGGAGCAGCGACCAGUGAAUGGUGACUAUAAGAAUCAUCUGGAGUACUCGAACGUAGGUGGAGAGCAGGUGCAGGAGACCAGCGUAGACGCGGGCAACUACUCUUACGACCAAUCGUAUCAGCAGGGUGGGUACCAGAACAACCAGGGUUAUAGCCAGGGUUAUGACCAGCAGCAACAGCAAGGCUAUCAGCAGGAGUAUCAACAACAGGAGUACAAUCAGCCGCGGCAGCUGCCGUCGCAGCCGCCGGCCUCGAACCCAUUCCGAGCGGCCCCCGCCGCGCCGGCCGCCCCCGCCGGACCGGCCCCGGUUAAGAACCCCUUCCGGCAAGGCUUCUAGAGCCCUCAUUCGGUGUUGUUGUCUUUUUUGAAUUUACUUGUUGUGUAAUUAUAAUAUUUGGGUAUAACUUCGAUCACUGAGCCGCGGCGGCGGCGGUUGUUUCGUGUCUGACUAGAUGUCUAUCAUAGCUGUGCUUGUAAUAAAUAACGUAUUGUAGAUAAAUUUUACGCUGCUCGCCUCGUCGCGUCCGAGACCCCGUCUUUUACCAAA
Messenger RNA from Cydia splendana, 2584 nucleotides. It is a transcript of the gene VAChT, whose product is annotated as vesicular acetylcholine transporter. Lineage: Eukaryota; Metazoa; Arthropoda; Insecta; Lepidoptera; Tortricidae. Gene Ontology annotation, molecular function: xenobiotic transmembrane transporter activity; acetylcholine transmembrane transporter activity. Gene Ontology annotation, biological process: chemical synaptic transmission; xenobiotic transport; transmembrane transport. The coding region runs from base 563 to 2374 and encodes 603 amino acids. The record is from RefSeq and is a predicted model, not a curated record. Gene Ontology annotation, cellular component: AP-1 adaptor complex; terminal bouton; AP-2 adaptor complex. The transcript is spliced from 3 exons.